UCUUGCGGGGGGAGAGGGAGAGGGAGAGGGAGAGAGGGGACUCUGAGAGGGGGAAAACUGAAGGCAGACGCCAAGGCAUCGGCUUCCACUGAAACCCUAAACCUAGAGGGUGAAGAUGAUGAUGAGAGACGGAGAUAACGAAACCCUAGGUAGGAUGAACAUGAUGUCAGUAAUGCCGUUGCAACUGAAUCGAGCGGCGAUCUCCGGCGAGGUUUCGACGCCGAGCAUGCCUAUGAAGGAGGACCGAAUUCCCCAAUGGGGCCAUCAAGAAACCAGAGAUUUCAUUGCAAUUCGCGCUGAGUUGGAGAGGGAUUUCACGGUUGCUAAGCGGAAUAAGACGCUCUGGGAGAUUGUCGCGGCGAAGAUGAAGGAGAGAGGAUAUAGAAGGACCCCUGAUCAGUGCAAAUGCAAAUGGAAGAACCUCGUUAAUCGCUAUAAGGGUAAAGAAACAUCAGAUCCAGAGAACGGCCGGCAAUGCCCCUUCUUUGAGGAGAUACACGCAGUUUUUAUAGAACGAGCAAAGAACUUGCAGCGCUUACUCCAUGAAUCUGAGGCUGUGUCUGCUAGGCAAGCAAAGAAGAAGACAAAGAGAUUGAGUGGUGAUCAAUCCUCCGAUGGUUUCUCAGAGGACGACGACUCGGAUGAAGAUCACAGCGAAGAGGAGCGGCCUUCAAGGAGCAACCGGAAGAGAAAAUCCGAUAGGCGGACGACUACGUUGGACAAAUCAUUACCAGGGUCAAAUUCUAACACUGGUAGCAUUCAAGAGAUGCUUAAAGAAUUCUUUCAGCAGCAGCAGAGGAUGGAUAUGCAAUGGAGGGAGAUGGUGGAGAGGCGGGCACAAGAGAGACAGAUGUUGGAGCAGGAAUGGCGGCAGUCGAUGGCGAAGCUGGAGAGGGAGAGAAUGCUUCUGGAACAGGCAUGGAGGGAGAGAGAAGAGCAGAGGAGGAUGAGAGAAGAGAGCCGMGCCGAGAAGCGGGAUGCCCUAUUAACAACUCUGCUGAAUAAACUCCUACAUGAAAAUCAUCAUCAUCGAUAGAGAACAAAUAAAUUGAUUUUAAUUAAGUAUCAAAUGGAGCAUUCUCCAGGUUCUAACUGAAAGCAGAUGAGAAAAAUUUGCUUAUCUUCUGGGGAGACUGUAAAGAAGUGAAAAAGAAUAAAAGAAAAUUUAUACAGCAAAGAUAUAAGUUGUUGUAAUUGGGUUUAUACACGGGAAGAAGAGAAACAAAAAAAAAAGCAUUAUAAUUUGAUUGAGAGUUCUGAACUUUUUUUUUCUGUAAGUGAGAUCGAAUUGUGUGUGAGCAUUGUGAGGGAUGGAUGUUUGUUUAUUUGUUUGUUAAGGAAGGCUUGUGAUCAUAGACA
Molecule: messenger RNA, 1359 nt
Organism: Nelumbo nucifera (sacred lotus)
Lineage: Eukaryota; Viridiplantae; Streptophyta; Magnoliopsida; Proteales; Nelumbonaceae
Product: trihelix transcription factor GT-3b-like
Source: RefSeq, a predicted model, not a curated record